Messenger RNA from Penaeus vannamei (Pacific white shrimp), 2434 nucleotides. Its product is annotated as facilitated trehalose transporter Tret1-2 homolog. Lineage: Eukaryota; Metazoa; Arthropoda; Malacostraca; Decapoda; Penaeidae. Gene Ontology annotation, molecular function: transmembrane transporter activity. Gene Ontology annotation, biological process: transmembrane transport. The record is from RefSeq and is a predicted model, not a curated record. Gene Ontology annotation, cellular component: membrane.
CAAGUGAAUGAGUUUUGUGAUCGCACGCACGUCCUUUUGCUCCGCGUGUUGCACUCGUUGCUCUGGAAACCUCAAGGCUGGUGUGAUUUUGAGUGGCGUAGUGAUUUGAGCAGUCUUUGGCUAUUUUAAAGUUAAUUACUUCGAUGAGCAAGACAUUGAGGGGAAAGAGAUAAACUUGAUAGUGAAUGUGUUCCUCCACGAAGGCAUGUAUCGAGAAGAUAGAACAUGUAGAGAAAAAUUGUCUGAUAUUCGAUAGAAAAUCCAUGUAUAAUUCUUAGAAAUAGCCCAGCGACAUAUGACAUGCUGAAAAUGUACAUUUGUAGAUAGGACACGCAGGUUUAUAAUUUGGAAGGCACAUACGUAUGCUAAGAAAAGGAAGUGUCUUGGUUGUGUCCCAAAACUGAGGCAAAAUGAUGACCGAGGAAGAUCGCCUGGAUGAGGCAGAGGUGACCGUGGUUCUACCUGAUAGAACUGUACCAGUAGAAAACCAUGCACUCAGUAAUGAGUCACCAACUCUCCAGGGAAGCUUGUCUCAUAAGUUUGAGCUCUUUGCAGCAUGUGUGAUGGGACUUAGCACACUAUCAGGUGGCUUUCUGGAAGGCUACACCUCUCCUGCUAUCCCAACUCUGCUCCAGAACAGCUCCUUUGUUGAGACUGGCUUCACGGAUGACACAGAUGAGGAAACAUCAGAGCUAACUACAAUUCUGCCAGAAGUAGAGAGUACAACCAUUGCGGAUUGGACUGAAGAAAAUACGACACUGGUUAAGCGAGAUGUGAUGAAUGCAAACUCCACUCUGAUCCCAGACGUUGAAGUGGAAGUCAGAAAACUUUUCACAGAGCUUCAUUUAACGGAGGAGGAAGCAUCAUGGUUAGGAUCCUUACUCUUACUUGGAGCCUGUUUGGGUGCUUUAGUGUCCUCAUGGGUAAUUGGCCUUGGCAGGAGACGAGCUGUUUGUGCUUCUGCUUUUCCAAGAUUCGUUGGUUGGAUAAUGAUUAGUGCAGCUUCAGAUGUGUACAUGAUGUAUGGUGGAAGAUUCUUAACAGGAGUAUCCAUUGGUAUUGUAACCUCAGCAGUUCCUGUCUACAUCAGCGAGGUGGCCCAUUCAUCUGUUCGUGGAGCUCUCAGUUGUAUUGUGCAAAUAGGUGUAAAUAUUGGAAUAUUCACUGCAGCUUUUCUAGGAACAUUCAUGGAGUGGCGUGGCCUUGCGGUGUUUGGUGCAGUCACUGUGGUGAUUUACUUCGUAUUUACACUCUUCAUUCCGGAUUCUCCAGUCUGGUUGAUAAUGUGUGGCCGGGAUGAUGAUGCAAGGCAGUCAUUGAGAAAGCUGAGGGGUAGAAAGUACUGUGUGGAAUAUGAACUUCAGCAGAUUAUAUCUGCAAAAGCAAACCAGUAUAACCAAUACUCAUGGAGAGAGGUUGUGACACAGAGAUCAUGUGUAUUGCCAUUAGCGGUUGUGGGAUUAGUCACGGUUGUAAACAGGUGCUCAGGCUAUAAUGCCAUCAUCACAUACUGUGCCACUUUCCUCCACCAGGCAGUCCCAGCUGUUAGUGAAUACUGGGCUGCUGCAGCUGUUACUCUAAUGCAGGUUGUGUCAACCCUUGGUGCUGCUGUGCUUGUGGACCGCCUUGGACGCAGAAAGCUAUUGCUGGGAUCCAUAUUAGCAAUGGCCAUAGCUUUAGCCACUAUUGCUAUCUGCGAAAUAGCAACCACUCAUGGUGCAGGUAACAGCUGGGUGGCUGUCCUUGCAACUAUCUUCUAUGUGAGUGCAUAUUCCAUUGGUGUGGGUCCCAUCACCUGGGUGUUAGUAGGAGAACUGUUCCCGCAAGCUGCAAGAGACAAAGCCUCUGCCAUUAUUGCUGUUCUUAACUGGUUUUUAGCUUUCGUCAUUACCAAGACAUACUUCAGAUUAGAAGCUGUGACUGGGAUUGCUGGCACCUGUUCAGUGUAUAGUAGUGUCUGUGUUGUUGGAUUGGUUCUCUGUUACUUAGUUGUCCCAGAAACCAAAGAAAGAACACUGGGCGAGAUCGAGGCCUAUUUCACAUAUAGCAAAUUGUCCUGGAAGUCAACCAAAAAUAGGCGUGAUGUUGCUCUUUCAAGCAUCUUGGAGCAAGAGGGGGGUAUUGUCGAUACUUACAGCACCUUUGAGAAUGCUGAUUGAUGGUUGAGUAUGAGGGUUAGAGUAGACCAAGUUGAUUUUGAUCUCUUACAAUGUUUGCAAUAAUUGGCUGAGUAACUCUAAAAGGUUUAGAUGUAGGAUGAUAAUUAAUCCUUCCUGAAUAUUUUUAGAUAUGCAAUUCACUCACAUAGCUCAGCAAGUAAUGUUAAGACAAGAAUUUUAUUAUACAAAGAAUGUGAAGUUGAUUAUACUCAAACAUAUAUCACAAAAAUUAUAAGGAUGUGAAUAAUGAGAUACAGAUCAUAUUUCUAGCUAUG